UCUCAAGUGUCUUGUUUCUCGCAGGUGACGGAGCUGAACGAGGCCCUUUCCAACGAGGAGAGGAACCUGCUGUCUGUGGCGUACAAGAACGUGGUGGGGGCCAGACGUUCAUCCUGGAGGGUGGUCAGCAGCAUUGAGCAGAAGACCUCCGCCGACGGCAACGAGAAGAAGAUUGAGAUGGUCCGGGCUUACCGCGAGAAGAUCGAGAAAGAGCUGGAGACAGUGUGCCAGGACGUGCUCAACCUGCUGGACAACUUCCUGAUCAAGAACUGCAGCGAGACGCAGCACGAGAGCAAGGUCUUCUACCUGAAGAUGAAGGGAGACUACUACCGCUACCUGGCCGAGGUGGCGACGGGGGAGAAGCGGGCGACGGUGGUGGAGUCCUCGGAGAAGGCUUACAACGAGGCGCACGAGAUCAGCAAGGAGCACAUGCAGCCCACCCACCCCAUCCGCCUGGGCCUCGCCUUGAAUUACUCUGUUUUCUACUACGAGAUCCAAAACGCACCCGAGCAAGCCUGCCACCUGGCCAAAACCGCCUUUGACGACGCCAUUGCCGAGCUGGACACCCUCAACGAAGACUCCUACAAGGACUCGACGCUCAUCAUGCAGCUCCUGCGAGACAACUUGACACUCUGGACAAGCGACCAGCAGGACGACGACGCCGGAGAGACCAACAACUAGGCCAGUGGACUUGGCAGCCGCAGCCAACGCUACUACCGCAGUCUUUUGUUUUUCCAUGAAAAAAAAAAAGUGAAGGGAACCUAUCCAGUGGUGACCUCUUCUUGAUUGCCUCUUCGACAUUUGCCAAAACACCACUUGCGGAAAUUCAGAGUGGCUGUUGCUGGGUUCGGAUGGCAGCCUCACACUGGCGUAUGGACUGUUCUGUAGUACAAAACAAAUAAGAGGAGCUGCUUAUUCAACUUUAAACAAAAAUAAAAAGGCUAGGAAAAAAAAAAAAAUGUUACAGCUUGAAUGUGAAUGCCUCACAAAAGAAAAAAAAAAAGUUUGUAAUGGUUCCAGUAAGUGUAUGGGAGGGCAAAGAUUUUCUUUUUAAAAUUAAAAUCAAAUGUUUUUUUUUUUGUUUUUUUUAAAUUGGAAUUUUGAAAUCAAAAUGUUUUAAUUAAAAAUGAAUAACUUUAGCCAAGCUGUGAUGGGAAGUAACUGUGGAAUGAAACACGCAUAUCCUUAUUAUGCAAUGUUAACGUGAAGGUACUGAUCAAUUAUACAAGAUUGUCUUAGCCAAUUAGAACUUUUCCCGUUAUACCGAACCUCUUUAUUGAGUUUUUUUUAAAAUAAUACGGAUUUAAAAUCACCGAUAUUAACUCCGACACUGAUUUUAAAAUCCUACCUAAUAAAAGAUUUCUGAGCAUGUUUAAAAGUAUUUACUGGAACCCUUCACUCGUUUUGGCUGUAGGCAUUAUUAAAGGCAGGCUAUUAAAAGAGUAAAAUGGGAAAUGAUCUUAAAGCAGCUUUUUGUUGUUUUUAUUUUUUUAUUUUAAGAGUAAUGCACUUGCCUAUAAUACUUUUUCUCCAGUGUAAUACGAUUACUCCAUUAAUCUCAAUGAUACAAUAUUUUGCAUGCUGGUGACGUAUUUAUAUACAGUAGCUUGGAUUUAUUAACUUAUGCUGUAGGUGUUAUGUAUUCCUAUGAGAAGAAAACUAGUCUUCAAACAAACGUAUUUAUUUAUUUUUAAUUUGCUAAAGUACGCUAUGCUGAACAGUGAACGUUAACAAUUCAUUGACCUGUUCUGGAUGUUGCUAUAGUGACAUGCAAUUCUACACAUGAUUUGUUAAACAAAAAAUAAGAAACACCAGUGCUAGCUUAAUCUUACUGUCUGGUGUUUGUCAUGGUGAAAUUAUUAUAAUUAAUAAGUGUAAAAAGAUGAAUGUUGUUCUUAGAAUUAAUCUUUCCGUUUUGUGUUUUUUAUUUAUUUAUUUAUUUAUUUUUGUCUUGUUAUGCAGUGAACAGUUUAAGGCUUGAGCAGUGAUUUUUCACUCCAUGUUUCUGUAAGGAAUUAUUUCACUCAUGGACCAUUUGCUAGCCGUUUCCUCAGUGCUGGAAUAUCUUGAACGUGAGUCGUGUGUAGCGGUCGCACCUGAGCAAAAUGACCUGUUCCACUGCACAAUUUCACUGCUGUUUUGGUGUAAUGUGGCAAUGUCACAAAUUCCUUUGAAAACGUGGUAGCUUAGUGGUUUAGUGCUGUAAAAUCAGCUCCACACAGAAGUUCCAACAACACUUUUUUUUUCUUUUUCUCCCCCCUAGUACAUUUCAAGAUGAAUAUGUAUAUAGAAUACACUAGUUUUAAGUAGAAACUGGAUGUAGAGAAAGUUCACAGUGAGGAUUGACAUUUGAAAUGAAAAUAAAAUAAAAAUGCAAUUGAGAUUCAGUUGACCUGCAGAGGAGACCUGUGUAGUCUCAAAUCUAGUUUACUUUAUGUACAUAUUCUGCGUAUCCUAUUAAAAUGCAUUAAAAAAGAAAAGCUUUCCUUGUAAAAUAAAAGAUUACGUUAGAGAACAUCGUGGAAACAACCCAACAAACCCGACCACAAAGACCGUUAUUUUUGUAUUUAUUUAUUUAUUUAUUUAUUUAUUUAUUUAUUCUUAUUAAAGCCAAGGCUAUUGUCCUGAAAUGCAAAGCCCAAAAUAUAAACCACUGUUGCAUUUAUUGUGUAUCGCCAAUUUUUUCACCUAGCUUCCCCUAAAACUUAACACUUAAAAUGAGCGAUUUAUUUCCCAUGCUGCAUUCUGUUCAUUUCCGCAGUUGCGAUGCCACCAGGAAACACCUCAUUUAGAUGAGUCAUCUCGUUCCCAAGAGCAUCCUGGGUACAGAACAGGGCAGUAAAAUUUACAAGAUACAAAACACAUUGGCAAGAAUACAGCACCAUACGGGCCUCGCAUGUAACAGCUGAGAGAAGCUGUAAACUUAAGAAAACAACUAUCUGGAAGCUUUGGACCACUAACUCCAAUCAGAAGUGGUCAAGGUCCAUUCAAAUUACUGCACUGAACGAUACUAUGUCCAUCCUACUGUGGGCUUAGGAAAAAACACUGCAGGAGAUGGCAACAGUAGUGUGUUUAUAGUAAAUGGACCAUAGUAUGAUAUACCACGGUCAAAUACAGUAUCACUAUAACUGCUAUACAAGGCUUUGAGUCAGUAGCUGUUUUUUAGGACAAUUCUAACAAUGCAUGUGGGCGCCCAGUUGUGCGGCAUUGACAGUGAGUAGAUCUACAACCAGUAGAUAAGCACCUGCCCAUAGGCUUGAUCUAGCUGCGAUUUGAUUGGAGAUCCAUGGUCACCUAGUGGGAGGAGCAGUGAUCUGCACAGACAGGACAAAAUGUAGUGGAGAAGCGUUGCCCUUCAAAACUGCCAGUUCCUAAAGUAGUUCUGUACUGCGAUUAAAAUAAUAUUACUUGAAAGCCAAGGUUUUACGUUUCUUUUGUGUUAUUUAUUAUUUAUAAAACGUAUUACAUGACGUCAAACGGUUUACAAAACUGUGCUUUUUUUUUUUCUCUCAUUGCUGUUGAUUAAGAUUAAGAAAAUAAAAUGCACACUAAAACUGAUAAAGGAAUUUUGUGGCAGUUUACAAUUAUAUGCAUGUCCUGCUGCACCAUUGUUGAAACAUAUUUAGUCAAGCUGGGAGACAGUGGGACUGUUGAUGAGGCACAAUGUGAGCCUAAAUGGGCCAAGCCAGAUUUCCCUUGGCUUCACCGGCUGUGUCCUGGGUUGGGGCAGCUCUUGGGUCAAUGUAAGGUGUGUGCUGGGGAGGGGGGAGCUACAGUCAGCGGGUGAGAAAAAAUUGUUGAUAAAAUAUUAUUGCAAAAGCAUGUAUACAUUUUCUGAGAGUUGGUUGCCUUCUGUUGCUCAUUAAAGAUAUUGGUUUCUUAACAUAAA
Molecule: messenger RNA, 3889 nt
Organism: Polyodon spathula (Mississippi paddlefish)
Lineage: Eukaryota; Metazoa; Chordata; Actinopteri; Acipenseriformes; Polyodontidae
Product: 14-3-3 protein gamma-B
Exons: 1
Biological process (GO): signal transduction
Cellular component (GO): cytoplasm
Molecular function (GO): protein kinase C binding
Source: RefSeq, a predicted model, not a curated record